UCUUGCAGAACAAGAGAAGAAGAAGAAGGUGGAUUUGGCUGCCAACGCGCUGACGCUCAUCGAAAGGAUCUUGCAGAGAGUGGAGACAACACGUACAUGCAUGAGAACAAGGAGCAGUGGCAGGAGCUCGGGCAAUACUUGACGGUGCUCGCCGGCGCGUUGAACCAGCUGCCACGAUCGGAGAUGAUGAUGCGACGAUGACCAGGGAUAAGGGAGGCCCCUGGACGCCAUGGAAGGCACGUUCCGGCAGGCGUACGAGCUCGUCCGAUCCAGCGAGAAGCGGAGCGGCUUCUCUCGGUUCUUGACGGCUCGGAGAGAGGCACCAAUAAUCCUACCUCUCGCUGUUCCCUGUGAUCAGCCACGCCCGACGAAGUGAGCUAGUUGGUUUCAGUUUUCGGUAUUGAAGCUGUUUGUUGCUUGCGUCGUCCAAACUCAGCUGUUUUCCUGAUCACUGUUACUUUAUGUUACCCUGUAAAGCUCAUUUGAAUAUGCUUCGAGGUUGCACAACAGCAUCUUCUUGCUUUGUUAUUUUCAAUAGGGAAAACAAAUGGGGAUUGAUUCGAUGGUCUUGCCAAAGUAAUAGCUAGCUUUUGUUUUUUUUUUUAAAAAAAAUAUAAGAAAUAGCUAGCUUUCCGAACCAUUAGCCAAGCAACAUUGGAAAAAUUGCUAGCCAUCAUCUCCACACUAUCACCCUGCUCUACUCCAGGUGCAGCAGCCCUUUGCUGAUUUGCUCAGAUAAUGUCUUCCCCUUCCUCUGGCACUAACACUGGCAGCAGGGAGCGAGUUCUUGCGUGAAGGCAAUGUUGAUGAAAGUGAGCUCAAUUCGGCUUUAUCCAAGGGCACCGAUGCUGUGGGGGCUUUUGCAAGGAUGGAGGGGGCGUGGUGUCCACUUUGCCCACUCGACAUGGGUUGCAGCAGAUGCUUCUUCUAGUGUUUAGGUUCUUCCAAUGCUGAAUGGUACAGCAUGGUCUUCGGAAACUUCCUGUGAAUGGAGAAUUUGCUCACUCAGGGUACGACUGCUGGCAUUUAUGGUUUAAUGUUUUUGAAUUCUUGUAUUUUUUUUUGAACGACAAGCAGGAGUUCUGUCUGGCAUAUCAAGCAAUUCUUAUAUUUUUGCAUUUUGGAAAGUAGACAUCUUCACACCUACAAUGCUUGAGGGCAAGUUCCCAAAUUGACGGAAAUCAGUCUGUGUGUAGGUUCUAAAACAGAUGGUACAACACCAUUUGUAAAACUGCUUGUCAGAGGUCCCUUUCAUGCUCUGUUUCGAGCAGACCUCAUUAUAGGCACUGAUUUUGGGCUCCUCAUAUUGUUGACAAUAUGGAAAUGUUCUGCAGUGCAGUUGUUUGAGACAGUGCCAGGAAAAUAUAGUGAGCUCGAAGUGUUUGGGAAAUACCACAGCUUGCUAGAGCACGGACAUGAAAUGCCUGGCAGUUUUUGCUUUCCUCUGGUUCAGACUCUGCUAUCAACAGAGUUUAUACUUCAUGUUAGUGUGAUGAACUGAUGAUUCUGUCUUUAUCUUCUAGAGUAGCCAUGCAAGGCUUUGCUGGGAGUGCUUCUUCAAAGGUGAUAGACUGAUGGCUCGCGAGGAACAACAGAUUGGUUUCCUUGUUCAGCACUACCAUUCAUCACCAUGGGCACCACACCAGAGGAAUUCUUCAUCAAGGAUCUUAUGGAGCAGCCACCAUCAUCCCCACCUGUCUUCCUUGACCUUUCCCAGAAGCCCAAUGUCAGCAGUGAGGUCCGACAUCAUGUCCCUAACAAUGACAUGAUGCUCCCUUACAUCUCACGCAUGCUCAUGGAGGACAACAUUGACGAUGAGCUCACCGAUCACCCUGCGCUACUCCAGGUGCAGCAGCCCUUUGCUCAGAUCCUCUCCUCCCCUUCCUUUGGCACUAACACCAACAACAGUGAGGGGCCAAAUGAUUUCUUGUGUGGAGGCCAUGGUGAUAAAAGCGCGCCCAAUUCGCCCGUAUCCAAGGGUACAUAUAUUGUUGGGGAAUCCUUGAAGGACUUGGAAGAAGCGAACACACUCUUGCCCAAAGACAACAAUAUCAGAAGAAAUGAGCUGGUAAAUCAAAUCAGGGAUAGCAACAUUAUUGAUAGUAGGGUCAAGAAAAGGUACAAUAAUGAUAACCUUCUAGAGGAGGAGGUAAGAACUACCAACAAAGCUGUGAUGAUGAUCAAUGAUCUAGAGGAGAAAGGUGGCAGCAAGUUUCUUGACAAAAUGAUGUUGCAUGCCUAUGAGACAUGCAUCAAGGGCAUGGAGCGUGUCACCAUUGACGUGGAGAAGAGAAAUAGGAAGAGCAGGAGGAUCAAAGUGACAAGGAACAAUGGGGUUGACAUACGCAGGUUGUUGAUCUCUUGUGCGCAGGCUCUUGCAGCGGAUGAUCACAUGACAGCGCGUGAGCUACUGAAGCAGAUCAAGCAACAUGCUUCAGCAACAGGGGAUGCCACCCAACGGCUAGCUUAUUAUUUCUCCAAGGGGCUAGAGUCACGGAUACUGGGCACAGGGAGCCAGCUUUGGCAGUUGCUUAUGUUAGAGUACCCCUCUGUUGUGGAGCUCCUUAAGGCCUACAUCCUUUACUCUGAAGCUUGCUGCUUCGUCAAUGUGACGUUCAUUUUUUCAGCAAUGACCAUCUUGCAGGCCAUGGCAGGUAAGAGCAGGUUGCAUAUCGUGGAUUACGGUACACGUUUCGGGUUUCAUUGGGCAGGCUUGCUCCGAUUUAUAGAAAAGGUAUUACUAGAGGUGAGUAGCAGGAAGGGAACUGUGAUUUAUAGAAAAGGUAUUAUUAUAGCAAGGCGGCCUCCUCCAUCCGCGCAGGCCACCUCGCGCCUUAGCGUCCGUCGUGGCGCCGCCGUCCCGUCCCUGGUGGCGGACCUGAUCCAGCAGGCGCACCACGUUGCCGCGCCCACCUCCACCACCAUGCAUGGCCGCCUGCCGGACUCCUCCUCAACUUGCUCGGCCCGCGGGCCUCCGCACGCGGCGUCGAGGAGCUUCGAGAGCCAGCCAGCGGCGCAGCCACCAUACCAGUUGUCCGUCGCGCUGCGGACCAUGGUCACCAGCGUGUCCAGCCGCUCCACCUCGCCGUCGUCCGCGCCUCUGCUCGGCGGCCGUCCAGCUUGUCGACCACCGUAG
Messenger RNA from Sorghum bicolor (sorghum), 3136 nucleotides. RefSeq names its product scarecrow-like protein 14. Bases 1631 to 3136 code for a protein of 501 amino acids. Gene Ontology annotation, biological process: regulation of DNA-templated transcription. The record is from RefSeq and is a predicted model, not a curated record. Gene Ontology annotation, molecular function: DNA-binding transcription factor activity; sequence-specific DNA binding. Gene Ontology annotation, cellular component: nucleus. NCBI's taxonomy places the organism in Eukaryota, Viridiplantae, Streptophyta, Magnoliopsida, Poales, Poaceae. The transcript has 2 exons.